AAAGAAAACAGAAUUCUUUGAAACCUUCGUGCCUGUGACAUCGCCCUCGCAGCUCACAGUUUCUUCACCGGCCAUUGUCCACUGCUCACCAACCACCGCCCUCAGCUCAUCAUCAAUUGUCUUCUGUUUUAAGCCGUUUCAUUUUGAAGAUGAAGAUGAGGAAGGUUCAAUGGUUCUGGACUUGGGUGAUCGGUUCGGUCAUUUUGAGACUGAUUCUAGUUUACUUCCCCAAAAACCUUAACCUCUCUUCUCGCCCCGAAAUUUCGACCCCUCUCACUAGCAUUCGUCGACUUGCUGAGGGUUACUGGUUGAAGCAAUCAUCAAUGUCACCCUAUGCUGGAUCAAUGUACCAUGGCUCUCCUUUGUUGUUGACAGUACUUGGACCACUGACAGUUACAAAGAUUGAGGGACAACCCGAUGAUCUUUUAUGCAGUUUGGUUUUUGUGAUGGCAGAUGUUGUCGCUGCAAUGCUCAUUUGUGCGGCUGGUAGAAAACUUCAGGUGGCGUACGGUUCAAGUUUGCAAUCUGUUGGGCUUUAUCAAUUAUCAGAGGAUUCAGAUGUUUUUCUUUCAGGGGAGUUUGCUGCUCUUGUGUACUUGUGGAAUCCUUUUACGAUUGUUGCAUGUGUUGGUCUAUCAACUUCUGUGAUUGAGAACUUGAUGGUUGUGUUAACCCUUUAUGGAGCGUGUGCGCGAACAGCUCCGCUGGCUGCUUUUGGGUGGGUUAUAGCUACUCAUUUGUCUCUGUACCCGGCAAUCCUUAUUAUCCCAGUAAUACUGUUAUUUGGCUAUGGCCUUGAUGCUCCCCCAAGGAAAUUAUUCCGGCAAAGAAAAAAACUUGAAGUCGAUGAUUCCACCUCAAGCGAUAGGAAUUGUUUAGAAGCUGAAUUGGUAAACGAGAAAAGGAUGGUUAAAGUAUUCUCACGGAGGCCAGUUGUGCUUUUUUUGUUCUGGGUUUUGAUGUGGUCAUCCUACGUUUUAAUCCUCUGUGGCAUUUGUGUCCAACAGCACGGUGGUCUGCAGGAGAUGUUAAAAAAAUCCUAUGGCUUCAUUCUUAACAUACAAGAUUUGUCUCCAAACAUUGGAGUUUUUUGGUACUUCUUUGCAGAAGUUUUUGACUUCUUCAGAAGUUUCUUCCUUAUAGUAUUCCACGGCAAUAUUCUAUUAUUGAUAGUGCCCUUAGCCAUACGUCUUAAUCACCGGCCUUGCUUUCUAGCUUUUGUAUACAUUGUGCUUUCUUCCAUACUGAAGUCUUAUCCUUCUGUUGGUGAUUCUGCUUUGUACUUGGGUUUACUGGGCUUAUUUGCUUAUGAACUCAAAGAUAUGCAGUAUUCAUUCUUCCUGUUUUCUGGUUAUGUUGGAGUUUCACUUUUUAGCCCUGUGAUGCACAACUUAUGGAUAUGGAGGGGUACCGGAAAUGCAAACUUUUACUUUGCUACUGCAAUUGGUUAUGCUUUCUUGCAAAUCAUUCUGGUAAUUGAAAGUGUAAGCGCCAUGCUUAACCAUGACAGAAUGCUUACAAGGUUAUCUACUGCAAAGCUUCAAAAUGUCAAAUCUUGAGGGCUUCUUUUGAAGUAUGAUUUCAAUGCAUCAAAAGUUUCUGUAGUGUCCCCGAGCUCACUUGAUCUUGAUCCAAAAAAGGAAAAACUAUAAAUUCCACGGCUGAACUACGGCUGCCCUUCAAUUCCUUUUUAUCAUCCAUAUGUAUUGCUUUGAAUGCAAAGGUUUGUAGUAUUUGAACGCAAGACUCUACAGGGGAUGCUGGUUGCCAGUUACAACAGUAGAAUUUUGUCUUAAGGAUAAACAUUCACGAUUACUUUGUUAAGGUGAUUGGAAGUUAGACUUCUUGAUGUGCCAUUUAAGAUGUUUAGGUGGCUUCAUUCUUCAAAUUGAAGUACAACACAUGUUGAUUUGUUUGUAUGUUCCAAAAAAAAUCAUAAUUUUGUAGUAUUUGAUUGAUGGAUUUGGAGAAUGGAGAGAUACAAAUCCGACACUUUUGUAUCAAGUUUCAAUGCUCAUGUUAUAAUGAUUAUAAUUUUUUUUUAUA
Molecule: messenger RNA, 2046 nt
Organism: Vicia villosa (hairy vetch)
Lineage: Eukaryota; Viridiplantae; Streptophyta; Magnoliopsida; Fabales; Fabaceae
Exons: 2
Coding region: 150-1559 (469 amino acids)
Biological process (GO): protein localization to cell surface; attachment of GPI anchor to protein
Cellular component (GO): GPI-anchor transamidase complex; membrane
Source: RefSeq, a predicted model, not a curated record